UUCGUACUUUAUUUUUCAAACUCAACAGAUUUCUCUCCUUGACACGCGAUCAUCUUUAUAUAUCAUCUCAAGACUCGAAUUAAUAUCCGUUUAAUUUAAACACUUUAUAUUUUCGUUAAUUGUUCGCUAUGGUUCGGACUCGAAAAGAAAGAAAAGCAGCUACGGUAAAUGAGAUCAAACUAGCUCAUCCCGACCGAUCUGCUGUUCCCAGCGAAAAUACAUUAUUAAAGCUCGCCCAGGACCGCGAUCUUUUCGAACAAGCUGAGAAAAAGCAAAGGAAAAAUGAUGGAAAUGACGAUGAAGACGAAGAUGAAGAUGAGGAACUAUUGCCUCCAACAGUUGAUAGGGCUAUGGAUGCAGUUCUUUGGAGUGCUAGUUUAGCCAUGCUACAUUUCACACUCGAUGUGCUUGUACAACAUCAAUAUGCCAUCUCCAUCAUAUGGCCUCAAAUUAUAAUCAGAGCAAUACAGGCCUUUUUCGGUAAGAUUCUGUUAUUAAAGCGAUAUAGCUAAAGAGGAAUAUUAGAACUAAGACGAUAUUCAUAUAUAGUAUUUCUCUUACUGGUCUGGGUGCUUCAUCCACAUAAAUCUGUCCCAGUCUUCUUCCCCGGACUACCGGUGAGAUUCCAAGCCCCACUACGGCAAGCUAUCUUUUUCGUUGCGAGUAUCUGUUCGGGCUGCUAUUUGAUUCACAUCUCAAAUAGGUACGGAU
This is a messenger RNA of Hypoxylon trugodes, 711 nucleotides long. RefSeq lists its product as uncharacterized. The transcript has a single exon. Bases 129 to 512 code for a protein of 127 amino acids. The record is from RefSeq and is a predicted model, not a curated record. NCBI's taxonomy places the organism in Eukaryota, Fungi, Ascomycota, Sordariomycetes, Xylariales, Hypoxylaceae.